AUGUUCGGAAUACCAGGUACGGGUCUACCCCAGCAGCAGGGACAACAGCAGACGUUCCUGCAGCACCAGCAGCAAGAGGAAAGCAAGAUCUAUGCAUUGGUGAUCGACCUCAUGGAUGUUAAUAACCGAGAGGCGGCGCUCCUCGAAUUAAGCAAGAAAAGAGAACAGUAUGAUGAUCUUGCGCUUGUCCUUUGGCAUUCAUUUGGCAUCAUGUCCGCUUUGUUGCAAGAGAUCGUCUCUGUUUAUCCGCUUCUUUGUCCACCAAACCUUACUGCGCACGUCUCGAACCGGGUAUGCAAUGCGCUCGCCCUCCUCCAAUGUGUUGCCUCGCACUCGGAGACACGUCAGCUUUUCCUGAGCGCUCACAUUCCGCUCUUCCUCUAUCCGUUCCUGAACACGACCUCCAAAACGCGACCAUUUGAAUAUCUACGACUUACAUCACUCGGGGUCAUUGGCGCGCUAGUUAAGCAGAAUGACAACGCUGCCGUUAUCCACUUCCUACUUUCUACGGAAAUUAUCCCGCUUUGCCUUCGUAUUAUGGAAACAGGCAGCGAGCUUUCCAAGACCGUCGCGAUUUUCAUUGUACAGAAAAUCCUUCUCGACGAAACUGGAUUAACGUACAUCUGCCACACUUAUGAACGUUUCUUCGCCGUCGUUACCGUGUUGAGUAACAUGGUUUCACAACUUGUUGAGACCCAGGCUGUCCGUUUACUCAAACACGUCGUGCGCUGUUACUUGCGUCUUAGUGAUAAUCCGAAGGCUCGCGAGGCGCUGCGAACUUGUCUCCCAGAACCAUUACGUGACCAGACGUUCAAUGCACUCCUGAAAGGUGACCAGGUCACGAAACGAUGCCUUUCUACGCUGCAGAACAAUCUAUGUGACACAAACUGA
Molecule: messenger RNA, 891 nt
Organism: Fomitiporia mediterranea MF3/22
Lineage: Eukaryota; Fungi; Basidiomycota; Agaricomycetes; Hymenochaetales; Hymenochaetaceae
Product: Rcd1-like protein
Exons: 3
Coding region: 1-891 (296 amino acids)
Biological process (GO): negative regulation of translation; mRNA catabolic process
Cellular component (GO): CCR4-NOT complex; CCR4-NOT core complex; P-body
Source: RefSeq, a predicted model, not a curated record